CUUGGCUGGGAGGAAGUGGGUGCUACGAAAGCCUGUCGGAUUGUCUGAAGUUGGACGCUGGGCAGCGGAAGGCGCGGGGGAGGGAGAGCCGGCCCGUUUGCGGGCCUCCGCUUGGCAGGAGGUUUUUAGGGAGCCACAAAAUCUCCGCGGGCUGCUGCUAGUUCUCAUGAAGACCAUGCGAUCCUGCCUGGGAACGAUGCCGUCUGUUUGGAGCCAGCCGUCAAUGCCCUGGCUGCUUCUGCUGUAAGGCAGGGGCGAGGCCGAAAGGUGGCCCUGGAGAUUGGGGUCCGACUGCUUUUCCUGCGUUGAGAGGGCGGAGGGGGUGGGUGAGCCUGAGCUGCUCUCCCUCCCCUCCCUUCCAGAAGGAACCCAUAGGCAAAAUCUUCUCCGUGCCCUGCAGUUCUCACUGCACUCCCCGCUGGCCGCCGGGCAGGGCCAGCCAUCCUUCCGGCCAGGGCCCCAGGGCCUCGCCUCGCUCAUCCCGAGGUGAGAUGCGGGCCUCCCUUGCGGGGGACCAAAUGGCAUCGGGGAGAGGAGAAACAGCUGCCCUUCACCUCCAGCUACAGGGGGCUGCCGAGCCGAGCCCGCGGCCGGCCCCGAAGAUGGAGGAGACGGCCGCGCAAGAGAUGGGGCGGGGAGGAGUCUCGCGGUUCCUUCAGAUCGGCUCCACGCGGGAGUUCUUAUCCGGAGAGGCUUCCCGCCACGUCAAACGGGAGCCGGACGAACUUCUCCCGCCCCACCACUGGGCUCCCCCCAGACAGGAGUUUUCCAAGUAUCCUCCAUCGGGAUGGAGGAACCCAGCCCUACCCAAAGCCCUGCCGUGGGACAACAGCUCUUUCCAGGCCCCCUACGAGCCCCCGGCCAGCCCCAGCCCCUGGCCCUCGGGAGGAUGGGGAGGCCAGACUCUGCCCAGCCUGGGCAGGGAAACGCCGCCAGUCUAUAGUGGCCAGGAGCACCGGGAACGGAGGAGCUACGGGGGCCUCAAGGAAGAGGCUCUGGCCGAAGGGACGGUCAGCGUGGAGAUCCGGCGUCAGCGUUUCCGACGUCUUCGCUAUCAGGAGGCCGAGGGUCCCCGGGAAGCCUGUCGGCAGCUGCAGGAACUUUGUCACGAGUGGCUGCGGCCGGAGAGACGGACCAAGGAGCAGAUCCUGGAGCUUCUGAUUCUGGAGCAGUUCUUGAUCAUCCUCCCCAGGGAGAUGCAGAGCUGGGUCCGGGAACGGGGUCCGGAAACCUGCAGCCAAGCGGUGGCCUUCUCGGAAGAGUUCCUGGUGCGGCAGAGAGAGACCCAAAGGAAAGAGCAACGGGUGAUGUGGUCCUUCGAUGACGUGCUGGUGAACCCUACCCGCCCACCGCCCGUCCAGUAUCCUGCCAUGACGCAGCAGGUCCAUUACCCCACAGUGGCGCUGUCCAUGCAGUACCCACUCUUGGCACCACAGUCCCAGUAUCCUGCUCUCGGACAGUCGGCUCCCCAUCUCGUUAUGGCGGAGCGAGUGCCAACAAAUGCACGGCAGAGGAUGAUCAGCAGGAAGUCUGUAGCAGACGACGGCGCCACCCUCCGCCCUUACGGGCCCAUCCAGGAGUUCCGGAGGCCCCUCACCAACGCCGAGCGGAUGCGAAACCGGCGGAUGCGAAACCGGAAGCAGCGCUUGGAGACCAGCAUGCAGCUGGUGGAGUCGGCCUCCCGGGCCCCUUCGAUGCUGUUGGAUGCCAUGCGGGGCCUGCACUGCCACGAUCUGAAGGCCUUUGACAGGGCCAGGCAGGAAGAGAGGCAGUACCGCAAGCAGGAGCGGCGGCAGGAUCGAGCCACGGCGCAGCUGAUGGUCACCGCCAUUGAGCGCUCCCACAAAGACCUGGGCGAGUUCCUGGGAAGGCAGACCUCCACCAUGGCCGCCAUCGCUGAGGUGUUUACGGGUCAGAGGUCACCUGCCCAGGGCGCCUAUGCCCACUACAGCUCUUACACCGGGUACAGCAACCCGCCCUGGGGUCCUCCAGAGCCUGGAGCUCCAGUACCGUCCGGCCACCUCCCUGGCAUGCCUUCCGAGCCGGUAACCAGUCCGGUCGUUCCCUGCCCGGUGCCUCCUGUGGCCCUGCCUGGUGGCAGCGGUGACCCAGUCCUGGAGCCAGCUCCCACCGUUGGACCAAUUGAGGCAGCUGCGCCCGACUCCCCAAAGCCUUCCACUUCCGAUGCCACUUCCCGUGGCCUCGAUGCCAGGCCCAGCAGGGGCACCAAAAGGAAGACGUGGGACUGAGGACCCGUAGCUCGCUCUUAAAAAAACAAAACAAAACACAAAACCUGGUAGCUUUUUUUUUUUUUAGGUCAAUUUCAUUUCCGGUUGCCAGCCCGGCAGAUCCCUCCCCCACACUUUGUGUGUGUGUCUCUCUCUGUCCCUAGUCCAGGGGUAGGCAACCUUGGCUCUUUUAUGACUGGUGGACUUCAACUCCCAGAAUUCCUGAGCCAGCAUGGCUCAGCUUGGAAACCUCUCCCUUUCCCCUCAGCAUGGCUGGCUCAGGAAUUCUGGGAGUUGAAGUCCACCAGUCAUAAAAGAGCCAAGGUUGACUACCCCUGCGGCCUAGUGUGUUAGGAGGACAGCCCAUCUAUCUAUGCAAGGAAGCGUAAGGCAGAGCUUCAGGCCCAUAAGAAGGAUUGUUGCGGGCUUCCAAGUCCCCAUGAUUGCAGAUUAUAAAAGAAAGGAAGCAGCAAAGAGUUUGAUCUGUGGGAGGUGGAAUUAAUUAACAGUGCAGCUUUGGGGCAAGUUGCAUUUGCCCGUCUGCAAAAUAGGAAUAAUCAACCCACGUUUACGUAGUCACUUAAAAAACAGAUCACUAUAAAGGUCAUUUUACUUCUCCGGUAAUUAAAAGAAGGUGGGAAUUUUAAGCUCUUCAAAUGGCCAUACUCGUCUUCCCAUUUCUCAGUUACAAUUUAUUUAUUAUAUUUAUUGUAUAUAUGUAUACACACACAAACACACACAUACAUAUAGGGCCUAAUAAUAUUGAAGAACCCAGUUGGUUCCAACAAUCAAAAUAUACAGGCUUGCAAAGUUAAAACAGUGAUAGAGGGUGGGGAAGAAAAAAAAGUACAGUAUUUACUGAGCUGCUGCUUUGAGUUAAGAUUCCUUUUAUACCCAUUUUGCAGAAGGGAGGGCAGGGAUUGAGGCUGAGGAUUCGAGGUGUGCCAAAACGGUUGGCGCUUAGAAAGGUCCCAAAAUGGUGGGUUUUGACUUCAUGGGCAGAUCCUUUGUAACCUCUGGAAUAAUCCCCACCUUUUUGGGAGAUCUCAAAUCAGGCUGGAUUUCUGAAAAAGUUUAACAUUCCUCUACCAAGUCUCAGUUACAUCAGGUUGACUGUUUUUCUAGAUCCUAAUACUUUUUUUUUUUAAAAAAUGUGCACCGUUUUUGGUUUUACAUCAAGGAAGGGUGUCUUGAAAUACAUGGCUGUUUCCGGCAGGAUAACUUUAUAUUUUCUAAUGUAAAGAGUUCCCAGCCCUCCUUUUACCCUGCUUUUGCUGAGAAAUUAGGCUUUUUCUUCCACUUUAACACCCCCCCCUCCAGUAAACUGAACAUUAGCCAGCCUGUUGUCUGGAUUCUGGACAUAGUAUUUUACACCUCCUGUUGAAACAGACGGCAAAAGAACCACGGCUUUCCUGGUCUGUUUCUCGUUGGUGUGUUUGGUUUUUUUUUUUUUUUUUAAAGCUCACUUUGUCCCCAACGUGCUGGGUAGAAAGGCUUAAAAUGGAGCUGGGGAUUAUGGCAAGGCCUAUCAUUUUCCGAUCUAAAAUGACUUUGGGCGUUGCAGGUAAAGUCCUGCUUAGCCCAGGAAGUGAUUUAAGUUGGGGAUGAAGGGCUGGCCUGCAUCAAGGAGCCCAAACCACGAUUCCAGCUUCCUGUGAGGGACCUCAAGGGUUGUCUCCAAUUUCCUGCUCUUAGUGCUCUUAUGUUAGCCAGCCGCAACGCGGCUGGGGUGCCCAUGUUUGUACGCGCAAAUAAAUAAAACUAGAUUGUCGAAGACUG
This is a messenger RNA of Crotalus tigris (Tiger rattlesnake), 4007 nucleotides long. RefSeq names its product zinc finger protein with KRAB and SCAN domains 1-like. The record is from RefSeq and is a predicted model, not a curated record. Lineage: Eukaryota; Metazoa; Chordata; Lepidosauria; Squamata; Viperidae. The transcript has 4 exons. The coding region runs from base 492 to 2249 and encodes 585 amino acids.